Molecule: messenger RNA, 369 nt
Organism: Suillus discolor
Lineage: Eukaryota; Fungi; Basidiomycota; Agaricomycetes; Boletales; Suillaceae
Exons: 1
Source: RefSeq, a predicted model, not a curated record
CUCGUCCAACUUCGCACAGACAUAUCCCCCCUCCCCCUGAACAAAUACCUCCACAGAAUAUCGAGAUCAACCCCCCCCCCCCCCCCUCCGAUAUGUCCGGCCUGCGAAGAACGAGAGGAAUCAGUACAUCAUUUCGUAUUAUCAUGCCCGGCAUACGCAAGACACAGAGCAUCCUUGAAGGCCGAGCUGGGAAUGCGAGCGCAAAGCCUAAAAGGCCUCCUGAACGACGGGAAAAGCGUUAAGUCAGUUCUCAAGUACAUCGCUCGCACGAAAUGCCUGAAAAAUACCUUCGGUGCCCCCCAAAGAUGUAGAAGCGAACCCAACAGAUGCGAUAAGUGCUUAGCCAUCUACUUCCCCCAAUCGCCUUAA